UCCAUCGUCACCGUCAACACCAUACAAUCCAACGGCUCCAAAUACAACUCAGAAGUUUCUAGGCUUCCAAUUCAAACUACUAUAUAAACUACUCCUCUCCCCUCCCCCUCAUUACUCUAAACUAUUAUUCAAUUCGUCGUCGUCUUCGUCUUCGUCGUUCAAAAAUCCCUAUUUGUCUCUCUUAAUUUACAAUCAAUUCUCUGUUAUUCGUUUUUGUGUUGUUCGGUGAACCACAAUGGCCGGAAAAGGUGAUGGACCUGCCAUCGGAAUCGAUCUUGGGACGACAUACUCAUGCGUUGGUGUCUGGCAACAUGAUCGUGUUGAGAUCAUAGCUAAUGAUCAAGGCAACAGGACGACGCCGUCUUAUGUUGCGUUCACUGAUACCGAGCGUCUCAUCGGCGAUGCUGCUAAGAACCAGGUCGCCAUGAACCCUGUCAACACUGUUUUCGAUGCUAAGCGAUUGAUCGGUAGGAGAUACAGUGACCCUUCGGUUCAGGGUGACAUGAAGCAUUGGCCAUUCAAAGUUGUUGCUGGUCCUGGUGAUAAGCCCAUGAUUGUGGUCACCUACAAAGGUGAGGAGAAGCAAUUUGCUGCUGAGGAGAUUUCCUCCAUGGUUCUCACCAAAAUGAAGGAAAUAGCCGAGGCCUAUCUGGGUUCAACUGUGAAAAACGCCGUCGUUACCGUCCCUGCCUACUUCAACGACUCUCAGCGUCAGGCCACCAAGGAUGCCGGAGUGAUCUCCGGCCUCAACGUCAUGCGUAUCAUUAACGAGCCCACAGCUGCGGCCAUAGCUUAUGGCCUUGACAAGAAAGCUGGGAGCUCAGGAGAGAAGAAUGUGCUGAUUUUUGAUCUUGGUGGUGGUACUUUUGAUGUCUCUCUCCUCACUAUUGAAGAGGGUAUUUUCGAAGUGAAGUCCACUGCUGGUGAUACCCAUCUCGGAGGAGAGGAUUUUGAUAACCGCAUGGUGAAUCAUUUUGUUCAGGAAUUCAAGAGGAAGCACAAGAAGGACAUUAGUGGUAACCCUAGAGCUCUGAGGAGGUUGAGGACUGCCUGUGAAAGGGCAAAGAGGACUCUCUCAUCCACUGCCCAGACCACUAUUGAAAUUGAUUCUUUGUUCGAGGGUGUUGAUUUCUACACGACAAUUACCCGAGCUAGAUUCGAGGAGCUCAACAUGGAUCUGUUCAGAAAAUGUAUGGAGCCUGUUGAGAAGUGUUUGAGAGAUGCUAAAAUGGACAAGAGUAGUGUCCAUGAUGUGGUUCUUGUUGGUGGGUCGACUAGAAUUCCUAAAGUUCAACAACUUUUGCAGGACUUCUUCAAUGGGAAGGAGCUUUGCAAGAGCAUUAACCCAGAUGAGGCUGUUGCUUAUGGUGCUGCUGUGCAGGCUGCGAUAUUGAGUGGUGAAGGUAAUGAAAGGGUUCAAGACUUAUUGCUCUUGGAUGUAACCCCUCUGUCUCUUGGGUUGGAGACUGCUGGAGGAGUGAUGACUGUUCUGAUUCCAAGAAACACAACAAUUCCUACCAAGAAGGAGCAGGUAUUCUCUACUUACUCUGACAACCAGCCAGGCGUGUUGAUUCAAGUGUACGAAGGUGAGAGAACAAGAACAAGGGACAACAAUUUGUUGGGCAAAUUUGAGCUUUCUGGCAUUCCUCCUGCUCCAAGGGGCGUUCCCCAAAUCAGUGUCUGUUUUGACAUUGAUGCCAAUGGUAUCUUGAAUGUCUCUGCCGAGGACAAGACUACAGGUCAAAAGAACAAAAUUACAAUCACCAAUGACAAGGGAAGGUUAUCUAAGGAAGAGAUUGAGAAAUUGGUGCAAGAAGCUGAGAAGUACAAGGCCGAGGAUGAGGAGCACAAGAAGAAGGUUGAGGCCAAGAAUGGAUUGGAGAACUAUGCUUACAACAUGAGGAACACAAUCAAGGAUGAGAAGAUCAGCCCCAAGCUUCCUCCGGCUGACAAGAAGAAGAUUGAGGAUGCUAUUGAACGGGCCAUUCAGUGGUUGGAAGGCAAUCAGCUUGCAGAGGCAGAUGAGUUUGAGGAUAAAAUGAAGGAGCUUGAGGGUAUUUGCAACCCUAUCAUUGCCAAGAUGUAUCAGGGUGGUGCUGGAGGUCCUGACAUGGGUGGUGGCAUGGAUGAGGAUGGUCCCUCGGCUAGUGGCAGUGGUUCAGGACCCAAAAUUGAGGAAGUUGAUUAAAGCUUGGAUUGCAGUACUGUACCUUUCUUUGGCCAUGGUUGUUCUGAAUAAUGCAAGUAUAUGUAUGGUUAGAAUACUGGUUUUGGUAUUUUCCCCCUCUUUUCGUUACAUUAAAAUAGUGUGUCUAUAUGAUAUAUAUGUUACCUGAGUGAAGUUUUCUUAUGAUUUUAUGGUUGUUAGCCUAUGGAUUUUGAUGGUGCAAAUCAAUGGCGAAACAGUUUUGUGGUAAUGAGUCAAUGGGAUAAGCAAUAUUAUGA
Messenger RNA from Ilex paraguariensis (yerba mate), 2445 nucleotides. NCBI's taxonomy places the organism in Eukaryota, Viridiplantae, Streptophyta, Magnoliopsida, Aquifoliales, Aquifoliaceae. The record is from the annotation of a GenBank genome assembly.